Pongo pygmaeus (Bornean orangutan) is the source of this 3038-nucleotide messenger RNA. RefSeq names its product deoxyribonuclease 1 like 2 (gene DNASE1L2). Gene Ontology annotation, molecular function: DNA binding; deoxyribonuclease I activity. Gene Ontology annotation, cellular component: nucleus. Gene Ontology annotation, biological process: DNA catabolic process. Lineage: Eukaryota; Metazoa; Chordata; Mammalia; Primates; Hominidae. The record is from RefSeq and is a predicted model, not a curated record.
ACUCACGUGCCUGGCCGCCCCGCCCAGGGGCUCCCGCCAGCCCUGGCGGCGCCUUGGUGGCGCGUGGGUGUCAUUGGCAUGUUGACCAACAGACUCCUGCCCUGCCCAGCUGGAGCUGUGCCCCCAGCUGCGCUGCCUGAGGCCUGUGGGUGGGUGGGAGGACCAGGGAUGGGGACGGAGAUCUGGGAGCCUCGGCCUCCACCGCAGGGUGAGCAGGUGGAGCAGCAGCAGGAGAUGCUGGGCAGGGAGUGUGGCUGGUCCUUCCUGCACUGCCUUCCUUUCCCUGAAGGGAUUCUGCUCAGGGAGGCAGAGUCUAGGCGACCUAAUUUCUAGGGGCGAGGACAAGAACACAGCCACACCGGGAUGUGGCUGACCGUCUACCUCCCUCCUAGGGGGCUGGCAGGGGCUUCUGGGACGGUUUUGGGACAGGUCUGGGGCACCAGAACCGGCUCAGGCAGGUCUCCCACCCCUUAUCCUGGGGGUCUCCAUGGGAAUGAAAGCCAGGAGUUCAUCAGGCACCCAGCUCAGUCGAGGGGGCGGGACCCAGCGCAGCCCGGCCCCUCCCUGGACCAGGACCUCAAAUACCGGCCCCUGCCCUGGUGCCAGAGCUGCUGCCAGAGGGAGUCAGGGCAGUCCUGUGUCGGACACGCCCGCAGCCUGGACCCGGGAUCCCCAUUCCCCUAGGAUCUCUGAGCCUCGGGCCUCCGCACCCACAUCCCAGCCUCUCGCUCCGCGCCAUGGGCGGGCCCCGGGCUCUGCUGGCCGCUCUCUGGGCGCUGGAAGCCGCCGGGACCGCCGCGCUUCGCAUCGGAGCCUUCAACAUUCAGAGCUUCGGUGACAGCAAAGUGUCGGACCCGGCUUGCGGCAGCAUCAUCGCGAAGAUCCUGGCUGGCUAUGACCUCGCGCUGGUGCAGGAGGUGCGAGACCCAGACCUCAGCGCCGUGUCCGCGCUCAUGGAGCAGAUCAACAGCGUGUCCGAGCACGAGUACAGCUUUGUGAGCAGCCAGCCCCUGGGCCGGGACCAGUACAAGGAGAUGUACCUGUUCGUGUACAGGAAAGACGCGGUGUCGGUCGUGGACACCUACCUGUACCCGGACCCCGAGGACGUCUUCAGCCGCGAGCCCUUCGUGGUCAAGUUCUCGGCCCUCGGCUCCGGUGAGCGGGCCCGCCCCUCCUCUUCCGCCGGCCCGCCCCUCCCCUCCCGCCGAGCUCUGACGCCCCCACCCCUUCCCGCAGCAGCACAGAAGCUGGUGCUGGUCCCGCUGCACGCGGCGCCGCAUCAAGCCGUGGCGGAGAUCGACGCGCUCUACGACGUGUACCUGGACGUGAUAGACAAGUGGGGCACCGACGACAUGCUGUUCCUGGGCGACUUCAACGCCGACUGCAGCUAUGUGCGGGAGCAGGACUGGGCCGCCAUCCGUCUGAGGAGCAGUGAGGUCUUCAAGUGGCUCAUCCCUGACAGCGCCGACACCACGGUGGGCAACUCAGACUGCGCCUACGACCGCAUUGUGGCCUGUGGCGCCCGCCUGCGCCGGAGCCUGAAGCCCCAGUCGGCCACCGUGCACGACUUCCAGGAGGAAUUCGCCCUGGAUCAGACUCAGGCUCUUGCCAUCAGCGACCACUUUCCAGUGGAGGUGACCCUCAAGUCCCACCGAUGACUCGAGGCCUGGCUGGGGCAUGCCACCUGCAGACCCUGGGUCUGAGGAAUGGCCCAACAGUGGCCCCUUCAGGGUGGCAGCCACCCUUCAGUGAGGCCCCAAGGCAGAGUCGGCUGGUCUCUCAGAGUGGACACGUGAUGUGCUGCUCUGUACCUCCAUUCCCCAUCUGUGAGACGGGCUGCAUCCAGUGACCUCAUGGGGAGCUGUGAGCCCCAUGAGGGGUGCAGGGAGCACUGCCCGGCAGAUGUCUGCUCAAUAAAUGAGCCGCUCCCGGUCCGGCCCCACAGCUUGGCUCCCAGGCCUCUGUCCUUCCUUAGGACCCAGCCUCAGCUCCUUAGGGGUAGCCAUGGCCUGGGCUGCCCACCCUGUGUCCUGGUGGGACCUGGCUGCCCCCACAGCCUGUUGGCCCCGGAAGGCAGCUCAGGGACGCUCCUUGCUCAUCCUCUGUGGAAACUACAAAUGCUCCCAGGAGCCUGUACUGUGAGCACAGCUGGGACAGGGAUGGUGCCAACACACCAGCCUCCUGGGCCCUCGGGGGUCUCAGAACAGCUCUCCCAGGCCCACCCCCGCAGCCCCUAUUCCAGGGCCCUGCAGGGGCCCCCAGGCACUUGUCUGUCUCAGGAGCCGGGUCUUACCCAGCACUGCAAGGGGAGGCUGGCCCCAGUUAGCACCCCUGGAGCUUUUGGGGAGCCUGAGAACAGUGGGCGGGCUGGACUCCUCCCUGCCCAGGCAGGUGGCUUGGGACUAAGGUCCUGUGCAAAGAACUGCACAGCUCGCCGUGGCUCAGCCCUUCAAGGUUGCUGCCCUGUGCCUGGGCAAGCCCACCACAUUAGGAUAGGGAACAGGCAGGCCCAUGGGUCCACUGGGUCACUGACUGGGACCCGAUGAGGUUUCUGGUUUUUGAAACAUCACAUCUUAGCAAGAUGUGGGAACUUGGUCUGAAUCGCAUGGGAGGAAAAACCUUUGAUUCAAGGGUUUGGAUGAGUUUGGUUCUUGUAAAAUCCUUCUUAAGGGACAUUUGGGUCCCUGGCAGCACAGCUGCCUCCAGAGUCCCACUCCCGCUGGCUCAGGAUCCCCCAGAUGCUCUGAUUCACUGCACUCCCUUCAUCCUGAUGAGUAAGGGCAGUGACCAAAGGGCUUUUCUCUGGGGAGUUCUGUGUGGGUCAUGGGGGCCAAGACCACCUGGCCUUACACCUAAGAGCAGGCAGUCCAAAGGCCAGAAUGGACGACCAGGGACUUGAUUUACGAUUCUGCCUUGGGAACGGAGACACUCCGUGGAGACCUCACCAGCUCCAGAAUGGCACCCCCCUGCCAGUCACAAUCCCAAGUCAAAAGGCUGCCCUCCAACUCCCCUUGCCUGAUGGGCACAGGCACCCGUGU